UUGAAGGUGUGUGAUGAGCUGACGGUAGCUGCUGAACGAGCAAAUCAUCUUCAACGUCUUCUUCAUGAGACAUUACUGGACAAACAAGCCCGUGACGAAACACAUGCCCAGGAACGAACACAAUGGGAAAUGGAUAUGACUCAGCUGAAGAUGCAGCUGAACAAAGAUUUCUCUCAAAAUAAUGGAAGCCUCAAACGGCUGAGUCGACUGGGUGGCGAUUCGAAUGACGAGACGAUCAACAGAUUGAAAAAGUCCAUGUAUGCAAAGGACGAACGGAUAACACAGUUGGAGCGGACCGUUGUUGAAUUGCAGAGGCGAUUACAAGAAGAAUCGGAUCGCAAAAAGUCAGCCCUCGGUGCACUCAAUGAGAAUUUGGAGUCGAAAAUCAAGCAGUAUGAGGAGGAUCAGGCAGCGCAGGAGCGUCGCAUUACGUUACUGAAUGAAGAAAGAGUGAAAUAUGGCGAAAUACUGGAAAACACGGCAAAGGAACGUGAAGACGAGGCUGCUGCUCUUGGUAUGCACAAAAUGGAGGAGAUACGCCAGAAAAUCCAAGAGCGGAAGCGGAAAGGACGAAUGUGCGCUGCUGGAGGGUUGAUCGGAAUGGGAGUAGAUCACUCUCGUUCGUCAUCUGGUUCACUUCUUCAGUCUGGUUCGCACAUCAGGACGUCUUCUGGUCCAUUUGAACAGACGAUAUUGGACUCAGCAGCAUUACUGUCUGAGAUCUCGACACCGUACGCUAAUCGUCCGUCGGUUUCAACUGGAUAUCAUAAUUUAUUCAACGGUGAAAAACGGGAAACAGCCGAUGGCGACAGCGUGUGGAAUGUCUAG
Messenger RNA from Cooperia oncophora, 828 nucleotides. NCBI's taxonomy places the organism in Eukaryota, Metazoa, Nematoda, Chromadorea, Rhabditida, Trichostrongylidae. The record is from the annotation of a GenBank genome assembly.